AGAGAGUUUGGGAGUGGACGGUUUCUGUUAUUAGAACUAAAAUUAAAGGAAUGAUGUCCGAUUAUUGUCUGCCGCGUGGAGUUUCCGUUGGCCCCGCUCAAUCUUCCUGGACACUCCCAUAACCAUUCAACGUGCCAUUCCUCUGUUUCCCGUAGAUAUUCCGUGUGUACAGCGUUUUUCGAUUUGCUUUCCCACUUCCAAAAUCUUCUAAAUUCUUUUGGGGUUUGAUUCGAUCUGGGUUUCAAUAAAAAAGGGGGGUUUUUGUUUUUUGUUUUCCUUUUCCCUUUGGAUUUCUAUCUGUGGAGUUUAAGCAAAGUACGCUGUGGCGUAUAAGUUUUUUAAACAAUUUGUUUAAAUCCCCUGCUUUUAUUUUAUUUUUUCACUUCUAAGUUUUCUCAAUUAGAUCGUGGAUUUAUAUUCAUUAGCAAUUGGUGAGUGUUCUUGACCGGAUUUUUCAGGAAGAGAACAAGAAACAUUGGUUUUUGUUGGUUGUGGCACCAAAAAAACUGCCUCUGAGUGAAGUCUUUUCUGGAUGUCUUUGUGUUGUAAUAUCUUUUGAGAGUUGAAGAGUGUGGCAAAGUGAGAUGGAAUUUUCUGCCCUUCUAACUUCGGUUGGAAUCAAUAUUGGGAUUUGUGUGGUGCUUUUCUCUUUGUAUUCCAUAUUGCGAAAACAACCGAGCAAUAUAACCGUGUACUUCGGUCGAAAAAUUGCUACGAAAAAGUUGAAACACUGUGAAACUUUUUGCUUAGAUAGAUUUGUUCCUUCCCCUAGCUGGAUAGUGAAAGCUUGGGAAACAUCUGAGGAAGAAAUAUUGGCUCUUGAUGGCUUGGAUGCUGUGGUUUUUCUCAGGAUUAUUGUAUUCAGCAUUCGAGUUUUUUCAAUUGCUGCCACCAUUUGCAUGUUUCUAGUGCUUCCAGUGAACUAUUAUGGCCAAGAAAUGACUCACAAGAUGAUACCUUCCGAGUCAUUCGAUAUUUUUUGCAUUGAGAACGUCAAAAAAAAUUCGAAGUGGCUUUGCGUCCACUGUAUUGCUUUAUACAUCAUAUGUUGCUCGGCUUGUGUGCUCCUUUACUUUGAGUACUCCAGCAUCAGUAGAUUGAGACUUAUCCACAUCACUGGGUCUCAAAAAAAUCCUAGUCAUUUUACGGUUUUAGUGCAGUCGAUUCCCUGGUCGCCAGAGGAAACUUAUAGUGAGACUAUUAGGAAGUUCUUCUCCAAUUACCAUGCAUCAAGUUACUUGUCACACCAAAUGAUAUAUCGGUCUGGUACCGUACAGAAACUGUUGAGUGAUGCAGAGAAAAUGUACAACACAAUGAAGGAAAAUUCGGUCGAAAUGCGUUGUCAGAAGUUAAAAGGAGGCUGUUUUUGUGCAGGAUCAACAAAUUCUUUUACAAUUCUCCCUAGUGUAAAUGAUAGUGUGAAAAAAGAACUAUAUGGUAACAUGGAAUUGGUUGCCGGUGAGAAGGAGUGUUCUGCUGCUUUUGUAUUCUUCAAGACUCGAUAUGCUGCGCUUAUGGCUUCGAGCGUUCUUCAGUCAGCAAAUCCUAUGUCAUGGGCAACAAGCUUAGCUCCAGAACCUUGUGAUGUUUACUGGUCAAAUCUUUCCAUACCAUAUAGACAACUUUGGAUUCGUAAGAUAGGAACGCUGAUCGCUGCUACCGGAUUCAUGAUCAUGUUUUUGCUCCCCGUUACAGUCGUUCAAAGUAUGACGCAACUGGAAAAACUACAGCAGACAUUCCCAUUCCUCAGAGGCCUCUUGAAAAAGAAAUAUAUGAGCGAACUGGUGACAGGUUACUUACCGAGCGUCGUAUUGAUCCUAUUUAUGUAUCUUGCUCCACCUACUAUGAUGACGCUUUCAUCUCUGGAGGGACCUAUUUCUCGCAGUGGAAGGAAAAGGAGUGCAUGCCUUAAAGUUGUGUACUUUACGAUCUGGAACGUCUUUUUUGUUAACGUGUUUGCCGGUUCUGCCAUUGGUACAUUGAGUGCCUUUUCCAGUGUAAAGGACAUACCUGCCCAAUUUGGCAAAGCAGUACCAGCACAGGCUGGUUUCUUUGUGACAUAUGUUCUAUCGUCUGGAUGGGCAAGUUUGUCUUGUGAAGUCAUGCAACUUUUUUCUCUUACUUGGAACUUCUUCAGAAGAUGGAUAUUUAGAAUCAAGAUUGAACCCUUUUAUGAACCCCUUGCGUUUCCAUAUCACACCGAAGUUCCUCGAAUUCUCCUCUUCGGUUUCCUCGGCUUUACUUGUUCCAUUUUGGCUCCUUUGAUCACACCGUUCGUGCUGUUUUACUUUUUUCUUGCCUACCUUGUUUACAAAAACCAGAUUCUCAACGUGUAUAUAUCGAAAUACGAAAGUGGGGGACAAUUUUGGCCCAUAGCUCACAACACAACCAUCUUUGCUAUGGUAGUGGCUCAAAUAAUUGCUCUUGGAGUCUUUGGUGUAAAAGAAUCUCCAGUUGCUUCAGGUUUCACAAUUCCUUUGAUUGUCGGCACACUCCUCUUUCAUGGGUACUGCAGGCAGCGAUUUCGUCCUAUAUUCCGAGACCCAGCUGCAGAGGUGCUAAUUGAGAUGGACAGAAAAGAUGAAGAAUGUGGGAGGAUGGAAGAGAUGUAUCAACAAUUGCGUACAGCCUAUUGCCAGUUCACACUCUUAGCUAAGCGAAACACUAGUACGUCGGGGUGUUCGAGUGGUCACGAUAGUGAAAGCAAUGUGACAGAGCUGGAAAGCGCUAGACCAGGGAAUCCCCAGCAAGUAAUUGAGUUGUGGAAUGCUCCUUCUUGUCAUUUGAGUGAACCAGUACUCAUCACCAAGUAAAUUCUCAGUCUUUUAUUUCUUUCUUUUCAUCCCAAACCCAAUUGUUCUGUUAAAUGUACAAAUUUUAUGUCAAAUCUUCAUUUCAGUAAACUACACUGUCCAAUAAAAAAGUUUCGCUCUUUUUGGUA
This is a messenger RNA of Cucumis melo (muskmelon), 2941 nucleotides long. Its product is annotated as CSC1-like protein RXW8. NCBI's taxonomy places the organism in Eukaryota, Viridiplantae, Streptophyta, Magnoliopsida, Cucurbitales, Cucurbitaceae. Bases 585 to 2813 code for a protein of 742 amino acids. The record is from RefSeq and is a predicted model, not a curated record. The transcript has 12 exons. Gene Ontology annotation, molecular function: calcium-activated cation channel activity. Gene Ontology annotation, cellular component: plasma membrane.